Gongylonema pulchrum is the source of this 468-nucleotide messenger RNA. The record is from the annotation of a GenBank genome assembly. NCBI's taxonomy places the organism in Eukaryota, Metazoa, Nematoda, Chromadorea, Rhabditida, Gongylonematidae.
AUGGUUUACGGUACGGUGCUAUGCAGCAUGAUACUCUAUAGCUGGUGCUUGAUGUCGGCUGGCUUAGAAUACGAGCGCCAAUCUGUCUUUUGCGGUCUUUCCACAAAUUUAUCUUUCAUUGGAUAUGAUCUCGCUGAGAUGCAUUUCUAUUUCACAUUUAUUGAUACGAUAAUUUGUACGGUGGUGCCAUCGCUGCUGAUUACUGUAGUCAAUAGUUUGGCUGUGUAUCGAUAUCGACAGUGCAUGCGAAUUUAUUCAUCCGGGGUUUUGCGGGUUCGAUUCCUGAAAGAUCGCGAUACUCCGGACCCACAUCUCGAGGAAGAUACGACAAAUGCGAAAAAGUUUCUGCUGAGUCAGCAAAGCCAAACAAAUCAGCUUAGCGCUAAAUCAACUCGAAGUUCUGCAAGCGGUAAACUGCGCUCCUCCGAUCUUCAGCUUAGUCGAUCACUUUUGAUUGUUACGAGGUAA